AUGUCUGCCCGGACCGUCGUCGCGCUCCCUGACAUGUUCAAGUGCUUCCUUGUCCAGGAACCCAGGGUGAAUCGAAGUUACGGGACAGCCAAGCUGGCGUCGGAGAUAUGGCUCGCAGGAAAGUGCUCCUUCUCCCCGAGAAUGCAGAAGAAAGUCAACGCCUGCGACUUCUCGUACUUCUGCUCCAUUGCUGCACCGGAUGCUCCAGAAGAGCGGCUGCGAACCAUGUGCGACUGGGGAAACUGGGUCUUUCCAUUUGACGAUAUGUUCGAUUCUGGGCAUCUCAGAUCAGAUCUAGAAACAACGCAACAGGUGCUCGACAGCCUCAUGGCAAAUAUGCUGGGCAACCGCUGCUACAUCGGCACCAAGCUGCCCGUAGUCCAGGUCCACGACGACAUCUUCAGAAGAUUGGCAGAAGGUGCUCCAGUCGGAGUUCAAAGACGCUUCGCGAGAUCCAUGGAGCUAUACGCCGCGGGUGUCGCCAGUCAUGUAGAGUCGUUCACGAAUCACCGCCUCCCGUCGCUGCAAGACAUGCUGGAAACACGGCGGCUGUCUGUUGGGGUCGCACCGCUUUACCACCUGGUCGAGUACGCACAUUCUCUGCAGGUACCUGACGAGGUUUUCGAGGACCCCGAGAUCCAGGCCCUGGAGCGCCUCGGAGCUGACUUCGUCAUCCUUUCGAACGAUAUGCUGUCUUAUCGCAAGGAAGAGGUGCGUAUUUGCACCGAAGCCGAAGAUGACAAGCGGGCUUGCAUGUACUAG
Molecule: messenger RNA, 762 nt
Organism: Colletotrichum karsti
Lineage: Eukaryota; Fungi; Ascomycota; Sordariomycetes; Glomerellales; Glomerellaceae
Exons: 7
Coding region: 1-762 (253 amino acids)
Source: RefSeq, a predicted model, not a curated record